GCAAUCAUGCCAAAUUCGCCACCCUCCACGAUGAUGUAUCGCUUCCACAACGUUAACAAAAAACGGCGAACAGAGUCUACAAGGCCAAGAGCAGCAUUAUGCGCUGUGAAGAAGGCUCGCCGGACCUUUCCGCUGAUGGACCUUCCGGAUGAGCUUUUGCUCCUGAUUGUGGGCUUUGUCGACAACACACAUGCACUCUACAUCCUGUCUCAACUGGCGCGGCGACUGCACACCAUGUCCGUCAAUGCGCUUCUUCGGAUAAACGGCGUGCCAAAACCCACGGAAGCUUGUGUUCUGCGCCUGAGUGGCGGGAACGAUCGUAUACCGGAUGCCCUCACAGCACUACGCACCGCUGUCGCUAUCACCGAGACCAAGCGGCUCGAUCUAACCUUCGAGGCGAAUGCGAAAGCCCAGUUCAACCCUGUCCAUCUCCGGCGGGUUCGGAGGGUGCUCUUGAAGCUCGGCGGGGUGGAAGAUCUCGCCGUCCGCCUACCGUAUGGCGCGAAGGUCCAAUCUGCCGCCCAGCUCAAGGCCUGGAUGCAGGGCUUCAACGAGAUUAUCCGGCUGGUCGCGGACAAAGGGACUUGUCGCUCUCUUGCCCUGGACUGUGGCUUCUUCCCGACUGGCUGCUUGAUUCCCCCACCCACGAACCCACUGGUCAUCCGCACACCGCUACGGCUCACGACCCUGGCUCUUCACGGAAAUCUAUUCCUCUCUGUCCCAACAUAUGAGAUGAUCGUACAAGUCAUGCGUCACUCACCUCAGCUCGAAAGAAUCGCGCUCAAGAAUGUCAAAGACGUCGGGGACCUAGGAAAGCGGCGCUUCUUUGAGGAAGUCGAGCGCGGGGCCCUGUCUGUCACGGAGUUGGAGUUGUCCGAUUGCGGCCCCAUCGUCUUGCCUAAACUCGCACCAAAGUUGAGCGCACGCCUCACUUUCCUCCACGCUUCCAUCGAUCAAGUCUUCGAAUUCCUUUCAAAAAUCCCCGUGCCUCCUACUGCGCGCGAACAUCCUCUGCGCAGACUCUCCCUCGAAUGUCCCGUUCUGGUUCUCGACAGUGCUCAGAAGACCGUACUCGCUGACGCUCUCGUCUACCUGCGCCAGCUCGCGACAGACAAGCGCAUGAACCCUUCUUGGGCUAUGACGUUCAAGUACAUGGGGUGCGACAUACUGGACACACAACCAAUGAUGUACGACCACAGUAAUGAAUGCCCAAUGGACUGGAGCGGCUGCGACACUAUCACCAUCGCCAGCAAACUCAACCUCGUUCCGGAGGCAUACUGGGCACCGUGCCUGCAUCCCUCUCUGAUUCCGGGCUGGUUAGGCGCUAUGAAGGAUCUCAAGACGGUCAGGCUUGAAGGAUUUGAAGACCCUUCCAAAGUCAACCCAGAGCUUGUCCACGAAGUUGUUGCGAGGAUCAAGUUCCUGCAGAACGACGUCAAAGACGUAUACAUUGGGGAGCGGCAUUUUACUUAGAUCGUCGGUUCAUAAAAUAAGUAUGUCUAUGCGGGCACUAUGGCUUAUGCAAGAGGUUUUGUCGAAUGUCGCC
This is a messenger RNA of Schizophyllum commune H4-8, 1546 nucleotides long. RefSeq lists its product as uncharacterized. Gene Ontology annotation, molecular function: protein binding. The coding region runs from base 7 to 1473 and encodes 488 amino acids. The record is from RefSeq and is a predicted model, not a curated record. The transcript is spliced from 3 exons. NCBI's taxonomy places the organism in Eukaryota, Fungi, Basidiomycota, Agaricomycetes, Agaricales, Schizophyllaceae.